Messenger RNA from Erythranthe guttata (spotted monkey flower), 4592 nucleotides. It is a transcript of the gene TPR15, whose product is annotated as Heat shock protein DnaJ with tetratricopeptide repeat-containing protein. Gene Ontology annotation, molecular function: protein binding. The record is from RefSeq and is a predicted model, not a curated record. Lineage: Eukaryota; Viridiplantae; Streptophyta; Magnoliopsida; Lamiales; Phrymaceae.
CUAUUUUUAUGUAAACAGCCAAACACGCCACUAAACAGGUAACAGUAGUGUUUAUAAGGUAACAGUAACGUUCAAAUUAAUCAAAUUCAAAUGGGAAAAAACCCCAAAACCUAAAAAAACCCUCCCAUAAUUUCAAAAAAGUUACCGAAAAAUCGGAUAUCUGUAGCUUUCAUCUCUUCCAUUUCAAGCAGAACAAUCCCCAAAAUCUCUGUUCUUCUUACGUUUUUUGUCGCCGAUUGUGGACAAAAUCCCUAAUUAGCCCCCACAAAUUCACCACCCCGCCGGAAUCUAGCUCCGAAAUGUCACCUCCGAUAACUUCUCCACACAAACCCGAUUUCCCUUCGAUGCAGGGUUUUAAUUUUUCUGCAGGUUCAACUGAUGCUGCUGGAUUUAAUCACUCGAAAAUCGGCCCUGAAAAAUCGAAUAUUUCGAGUCGGUCGAGGCCUAGGCUGAUGAAGAUAAGGAGGAAACAAAUGGCGGCUCAUCAAGAUGGAAAAUCUGUGAAAGGUGAUUUGGGUUUGAAUGGGUUUAGUGAUUUUAGUGGUGGGAUUAAGUUUGACGCUGAGUUGAGGAAUGAGUCUGAGGGUAGUAAUGGAAAUUCUGAGCCAAAUGGGAGUGUGAGGGUGGGUGAUUCAAAUGGGAACAUUGAUCAACAUGGGAAUGGAUUAGGUUUUGGUGGUAAUUUGAAUGAUUCUGUAUUUGGUUUGGGAUUGGGAAGUGGGAAGACCUUGUUUGGUUCUAGCAUUAAUAACUCCACAAGCAGUUUAUACUCGAAUAAGGGUGAAUUUUUGUUUCCGUCGAGCAAAGAUAGCUCAAAUGUAGACUCGGAGAAAGAAACUGGGAGUUCCCUAUUUGGAGCUUCUAAGGCUGGUUCUGUGACGAAUGUGGAUUUGCCAGGUGGGGUUUCUGUUUCGGGUCAAAAUAAGAGUGGAUUGCCGAUGGAUACAAAUUCGGGAAGACAGCAGUUUGUCUUCGAUGUUGCUGGAAAUGAGUCUGGUUCAAAUUCAAAUUUCAGAGGAGAAGAGUCUAGAGGAAAUUUGGGGCAAUCAGAGGUUCAUGAGUUCCAUGAAUCUGAUCACACUGAAUUUGUGUUUGGUUCACAUAAGUAUGACCCAGCCUCACGGAACUUAGACCAGCAAGAUUCAAAGAAGUCCGAUUUGCAUUUUAGUGUUGGUGAGUUUGGGAACCUUGACAGUGCGAAAUUUGUAUUUGGUGCAGCAACGAGUGCAUCUUCAUUGUUCAGUUUAAAUCUAGAGAAGCAAGAAUCUGGGAAAGUCAUGGACAACGGUGAGUCUGAUAAAGGUGCUCAAAAUGCCGAACCUGAUAUGACGGGUAAAGUUGAAUUGGAUGCUGCUGGAGAUUCCAAAAAGGUCUGUCAUCCUUGCUCUCAGUUCUCAUUUAAUUGGAACGACAUUAGUAGCGAAAAUAAUGUAAAAUUUGUGUUUGGUUGGAAUGAUAGUGAUUCUAAAUUAGGCACGGAUUUGGAAAAAAAAUCCAUUCCUCCAAGUGUGGGUACGUCUAGCUUUACAGAUAGGGCCAGUGGUGUUUUUGUUUUUGGAGGACCCAAAGGCAAAGAGCAUUGCAAUUCUGAUGGAACUAUCAAGUUUUUUAGUGGCAUGGAUCAAUUGAAUGGGGGGAAAACGGAAGAUUGUAAUGGUUCCAGGCAGGAUAACCGUAGUACUGGUUCAAAUAUUGACUCUAAAUUUCAAAACAAUAAUAGUUCAGGUGGCUCUGUUGAGAAAGGUCCUGCAUUUAGUAUAUCAGAAGAGAUGAAGCGAUUGAACGUCGGUGAAUCUGAAGUUGAUUCUAACAAUACUAACUUUUCUGUGAAUAACAAUAAUGUGUUUGUAUUUGGAAAUGACCAGAAAAAGUCUGGUUUUGAAAAGGAGAAUCCUCCGGUAAAUAUGAAUGAGGCGAUUCCAGAUGUGAGUCACUCGACACGCAAUAACUCCGAGUCAAACAGACCUUCUUCAUCUUUGUUCCCAUCUGUUGUUGGAAUAGACAUCCAAUUAGAUGGGGAAUUUAGUGAGGCACCAUCUAUGAAUAAAAAUGAGAAAGAUAGUAUUAGUUUGGCAAGCAAAGUGGCUGAAUUAGGGUUGUCGGAUGCAGAUUGUAGCACACCAAAUACGAAAUUUGUCUUGUCAAACUUCAAUUUAUUCCCUGCCAUAAAUAAGAAGUUGGAUAAUACAAAUAGUAAGCUAUUGGGUAGCAGAAGAUCAAAGAAGAGAAACGGAAAGACAAAGCAAAAACCUGUGGUCCAUCAGUUUUUUAGCCAGGAUAGUGUGUCUAAAGAAGACAGUUCACAGUUAAAUCACAUGUCUCCUGGUUGGGGUUCACCCAUGGAUUUUUCACCUUAUCAAGAUACUAGUGCUAGUAAUACUUCGCAGGCAUAUAUUGAUACUGGUACUAAACUAGAAUUUUCACUGAACGAGAAACCUAAACCCUCUGAAAGGCCUCAUGAUGAAGAGAGCGGGUCAAAUUUAUCUCCUUCAUUACCUGCACAAGAUGGCCUGUCGGCCAUAAGACGACAAUACAAGGUAAAGAAGUAUAAGUUGAAAGAUCGUUUAAAUCAUACAGUCCAAGGCGGUAAUUCUGACAAGGAAAAUGCUGAGCAAGAAUCUGUGGGAACUGCAACUCAUGAAUUAUGCGAGCACUGGCGAACAAGGGGAAACCAGGCUUAUCAUGCUAGGAAACUUUCUAUAGCUGAGGAGUUUUACUCAAUGGGAAUCAAUUCUGUCCAACAUGUCAAUAUCCUAGGAUACUCCAUGAAGCCACUUCUACUCUGCUAUAGCAACCGUGCUGCCACACGAAUGUCACUUGGGAGAAUGAGAGAAGCCUUAGAAGAUUGCACAAAAGCUACUGAACUAGACCCAAAAUUCUUGAAAGUUACAUUAAGGGCUGGAAAUUGUUAUUUGGUGUUGGGAGAAGUUGAGGAUGCUAUUCAGUGUUACACAAAAUGCUUGAGUGCUGACCUGUGCUUAGAUAGGAAAGCUACAAUUGAAGCUGCUGAUGGCCUGCAAAAGGCAAAGAGAGUAGCUGAAUACAUGGAUCAGUCUGCCAAACUAUUGUUGGAAAGAACCGAUACCGCUGCAAACAGUGCUCUAGUGAUCAUCGGGGAGGCGUUGUCAGUAAGCCGUUACUCAGAGAGAUUGCUCAAGAUGAAAGGAGAUGCUCUAUGCAUUCUGCGGAUGUAUGACAAGGUGAUUCAACACUGUGAACAAACUCUAGAUAUUGCCAGAAAGAAUUUUGGUGCUGAUCAAUUGAUGUUGUGGAGGUCCCACCUGCUGGCCAAGUCCCACUAUUGUCUAGGAAGGCUUGAACUGGCUCUUGAUUUGAUUGAAAAACAAGAAAAGUUGCCUGUCAGCUCCGGGUCUGGGGAUGUGAGUCAGGAAUCAAUUGCUUUAGCUGCCACUAUACAAGAACUCUUGGGCUUGAAAAAAUUGGGAAAUGAAGCCUUUAAUUCCGGAAGGUAUACCGACGCUAUAGAGAAUUAUAAUGCUGCUAUAUCGAAAGGUUUCGAGUCACGCCCUUUCUUGGCUGUCUGCUUUUGCAACCGUGCUGCUGCAUACCAAUCAAUAAGCCAAAUUGUUGAUGCCAUUGCAGACUGUAGUGUAGCUAUCGCUCUCAAUGAAAAUUAUGAAAAGGCGAUUUCAAGGAGAGCUACUUUACACGAGAUGAUUAGGGACUAUAAGCAAGCAGUUUAUGAUCUUCAGAGACUGAUCUCUCUUCUUGAAAGUCAAUCACAAACCAAAAGUCAACAAAAUGUUACUCAAAGUAAAUCAGGUGGAGGCAGUGUGAAGGAUUUAAGAAAAGCUCGCCGUCGUCUUUCAUCACUUGAAGAAAAGUCUAAAAAGGAAAUUUCUCUGGAUCAUUACCUUAUUUUGGGAAUCAAAGCAUCUGAUGCUGAAUCUGAUAUCAAGAAAGCAUAUCGAAAGGCAGCUCUCAGGCAUCAUCCAGACAAGGCUGGUCAGGUCUUUGCAAAGAGUGAUGUUGGAGAUGAUGGAACAUUAUGGAAGCAAUUUGGCGAGAAAAUAUACAAAGAUGCUGAUAGGCUAUUCAAAACAAUUGGAGAGGCGUACGCUGUACUUUCCGAUCCCUCCAAGCGAUCGAAGUAUGAUAGUGAAGAAGAGUUGAGGAAUAUUUACAGGGAUUCUGGACGCCCGUCAACUUCUUACAGUUCCCCAUUUGAACGAGGAAGUGGUUGGUCUGGAAGACAAGCAGCAGGUUUUAGUACUUCAUUUGAGAGAAACAAUAAUAGCAGGCGGAAUUGGAAUGAAUCAAGAUCACAUUCACGGUGGCAUUGGGAAGACUUGUAAGCUGUUUAUCAUGACCGACUAAAGGAAUAUUCUAGAUUCCGCUGAGAAAUUUUUUGGGUUCGAAACUCGCCAAUUUUUUGUUAAAUCCCACUGGUAGUAGUGGUAUUGGAUAGUUAUACUUGGUAUAACUAUGAUGGCUGCUGAUAAUGCCAUGUUAUAAUGAAGAUGAGUGUAAUAGAUAGAGCACAUUGAUAUUGAUGAUGAAAUCUUUGGGGAUGAAUUAUAUAAUCUUUGUAUAAGUAAAGGUCAAUUAUUUUGGCGUUAUAUAGGGACAAA